CUGCUAUUUCUUUAGCUGUAUUUUUGGCUUUAUAUAUUUCCGUUUCCUUUAUGAACUAUGGGGAAUCUAGACGUUUUUAUAGAGUAUCAAAUUCAUUUGUUUAUUGACAGUAUAUUUUUACCAUUUUUGUUAGUUCUUGGGGUAGCCGGCAAUAUUCUCAUUAUCAUUGUUUUAUUAAAACCCAGGAAUCGUGACUCUUCAACGGCCAGGUUACUAUUAGCCCUUGCAAUAUCUGAUAUAUUGGCUCUUGUCAUCUCAGUACCUUAUAAAUGGCUGGACACCACGUAUAGUAUCAAUAUCAGAGAAUUUUCAGAAUUGGGUUGUAAGAUUCACCUUUUUAUAUCAAUGCACGUCGGUCAGGUAUUUACAUUUUCUAUAUUGGCUAUAUCAGUUGAGCGAUUUAUCUUCUUGAUGUUUCCGUAUAAAGCAAAGACAAUAUGUUCACUACGGAACAUAAACCUGGUUAUUUUGGUCAUUCAACCCGUGUCGCUCAUCAUUGGCGGGCAUUUAUUUUAUGGGGUGCGUUUAUCGGAAACUGGUAAAUGUGCUCUCAUACAAGAACUCUAUAAAGUCGGGAUUUGGAGGGCGUGGCAGAUAUUGAAUGUUGUGGGUGCACUUUUUGUCCCUUUCGUCAUCAUGGCUGUCACAAACACAAGUAUAAUAGUCAAGUUGAUUUCCGGAAAUUGUACAUGGUGCAAAUGUCUAAAAACAAAAGAAAAGCAAAAGGGGUUGGCGGUAAAGAAAAGGUCAUCUCAGAUUACUGUUACCCUUAUGAUAGUUAUCUUGACGUUUCUAAUCUGCGUUAUACCCCUGGGCAUUUAUUACAUAAUGUUCAGCGGUCAACAAUGGCAGCAUGAGGAGACUCACCGCGACGCUGUAAUUUUGUUGUUUUGGUCGGUGUCCAGUGGCCUCUUUCAUACUAACAACGCGGUCAAUUUCUUGAUUUACUUCCUCAGCGGAUCUAAAUUUAGGAAAGAGUUGAAGUAUUUAUGUUGUAACAAGCAAACUAAAACGACACAAGCCUUCAUAGAGGAGAGAACACCGUCUGCGCAGACUGUAGAAUCAUUGGUAAAAUAUUCAAAAUAA
This is a messenger RNA of Ruditapes philippinarum (Manila clam), 1086 nucleotides long. RefSeq names its product growth hormone secretagogue receptor type 1-like. The record is from RefSeq and is a predicted model, not a curated record. Lineage: Eukaryota; Metazoa; Mollusca; Bivalvia; Venerida; Veneridae. Gene Ontology annotation, molecular function: G protein-coupled receptor activity. Gene Ontology annotation, cellular component: plasma membrane. The transcript has a single exon. Gene Ontology annotation, biological process: G protein-coupled receptor signaling pathway. The coding region runs from base 58 to 1086 and encodes 342 amino acids.